UGACGUAAUCACGGCUCGUCUGAAGACGAAUGUCUGCUGCUGCUGAUACAUUGUUGACGUUUUUAGUUUUGCCGUUUAAUUGACUUUAAAUCAUCCGAUACUUCCACUAACAGGUCGCUCCUCGAGCAAAACCUCCGCAAAAAUGAAAUGGAUGUUUAAAGAGGACCAUUCUCUGGAGCACAGAUGUGUGGAAUCGGCCAAAAUCCGCAACAAGUAUCCAGACAGAGUUCCUGUUAUUGUGGAGAAGGUUUCUGGGUCGCAGAUUGUGGACAUCGACAAGCGGAAGUAUCUGGUCCCGUCUGACAUCACAGUGGCCCAGUUCAUGUGGAUCAUCAGAAAGCGGAUUCUGCUGCCUUCUGAAAAAGCCAUAUUCCUAUUCGUCGACAAAACUGUCCCUCAGUCCAGUCUGACUAUGGGGCAGCUCUACGAGAAAGAACAAGACGAGGACGGCUUUUUGUACGUGGCCUACAGUGGAGAAAACACGUUUGGAUAUUAAUCUCCCGCAUCUUCCUCCUCCUCCUCCUCCUCACUCGCGUUUCUUUUGGACUUGCUGGAUUGCGAAAGCGGAUCUGUGACAUAAUAAUCACACACAGCAGACGUGUUUGUACUUCUGUCGUCACCCGUCAUAUUGUGCUCUCAAACAUUAGAUCCACAGCAUUAGUGAUUGUUUUCCCUCUUCUUUCGGUGAAUGGUGUUGCAGUAUUAUCACAGACGCUUCUUAAUAAUGUCGACACGGAGAAUAUAUAUAGUCACUUUUAAUGUUUUAAUUUAUCUGUAUUCUUUUUCCCCUGUAAAUUAUGUAUUUAAGAUUACUGAAAGGUAAGGUAGCUGGAUGACCUAACCAAUAAAAACCGACACCAAAAAAUUA
Danio rerio (zebrafish) is the source of this 868-nucleotide messenger RNA. It is a transcript of the gene gabarapl2, whose product is annotated as GABA(A) receptor-associated protein like 2. Gene Ontology annotation, cellular component: Golgi apparatus; autophagosome; endoplasmic reticulum membrane. The record is from RefSeq and is marked provisional. NCBI's taxonomy places the organism in Eukaryota, Metazoa, Chordata, Actinopteri, Cypriniformes, Danionidae.